Molecule: messenger RNA, 2026 nt
Organism: Drosophila innubila
Lineage: Eukaryota; Metazoa; Arthropoda; Insecta; Diptera; Drosophilidae
Product: AP-2 complex subunit alpha
Exons: 2
Biological process (GO): intracellular protein transport; clathrin-dependent endocytosis
Cellular component (GO): membrane coat; AP-2 adaptor complex
Molecular function (GO): clathrin-cargo adaptor activity
Source: RefSeq, a predicted model, not a curated record
AUUGCAGGGAUAUCUAUUCAUUUCGGUGCUGGUGAACACGAAUAGUGAUCUGAUCCGUUUGAUCAUCCAGUCGAUCAAGAACGAUUUGCAGUCAAGGAAUCCGGUGCAUGUGAAUCUGGCGCUGCAGUGCAUUGCCAACAUUGGCAGUCGUGACAUGGCCGAAUCCUUUUCGAAUGAGAUACCCAAAUUGCUUGUCUCCGGUGACACAAUGGAUGUCGUGAAGCAAUCGGCGGCACUUUGUUUGCUCCGUCUAUUUCGUUCGUCACCGGAUAUUAUACCCGGCGGCGAGUGGACAUCAAGGAUCAUUCAUUUGCUAAAUGAUCAGCAUAUGGGCGUGGUAACGGCGGCCACAUCUCUAAUUGAUGCGCUCGUCAAAUGCAAUCCGGAUGAGUACAAGGGAUGUGUUAAUCUGGCCGUGUCGCGUUUAUCACGUAUUGUCACCGCCAGCUAUACGGAUCUGCAGGAUUAUACGUAUUACUUUGUGCCAGCACCAUGGCUCUCAGUGAAAUUAUUGCGUCUGCUGCAGAAUUACAAUCCGGUGACUGAGGAGGCCGGUGUGAGGGCACGUCUCAAUGAGACACUGGAGACAAUAUUGAAUAAGGCACAGGAGCCGCCAAAGAGCAAGAAGGUUCAGCAUUCCAAUGCCAAAAAUGCUGUGCUCUUUGAGGCCAUCAAUUUAAUCAUCCACAGCGAUAGUGAGCCGAACCUUCUUGUGCGCGCCUGCAAUCAAUUGGGACAAUUUCUAAGCAAUCGUGAGACGAAUUUACGUUAUCUAGCAUUGGAGUCCAUGUGCCAUCUGGCCACAUCGGAAUUCUCCCAUGAAGAGGUCAAGAAACAUCAGGAGGUGGUCAUUCUAUCCAUGAAAAUGGAGAAGGAUGUCUCUGUCCGCCAAAUGGCUGUUGAUCUUCUCUAUGCGAUGUGCGAUCGCGGCAAUGCCGAGGAAAUUGUCCAGGAAAUGCUCAACUAUCUGGAGACGGCCGAUUAUUCCAUACGCGAGGAGAUGGUCCUCAAAGUGGCCAUUCUCGCCGAGAAAUACGCCACGGAUUACACCUGGUAUGUCGAUGUCAUACUUAAUCUUAUACGUAUUGCCGGCGAUUAUGUGUCGGAGGAAGUGUGGUAUCGUGUCAUCCAGAUUGUGAUUAAUCGUGAGGAGGUGCAGGGUUAUGCUGCCAAGACCGUGUUUGAGGCUCUCCAGGCGCCGGCCUGUCAUGAGAAUAUGGUCAAGGUGGGCGGUUAUAUAUUGGGCGAGUUUGGCAAUUUAAUUGCUGGAGACUCGCGAUCGGCGCCAUUGGUGCAGUUCAAGCUGCUGCAUUCCAAGUAUCAUCUGUGCUCGCCCAUGACGCGCGCCUUGUUGCUCUCUACGUACAUCAAGUUCAUCAAUCUGUUCCCCGAGAUACGCACCAACAUCCAGGAGGUGUUCAGGCAGCACAGCAAUCUGAGAUCUGCCGAUGCCGAGUUGCAACAACGUGCCAGCGAAUAUCUGCAAUUGAGUAUUGUGGCAUCGACAGAUGUGCUAGCCACAGUGCUGGAGGAGAUGCCCUCAUUCCCGGAACGUGAGAGUUCCAUACUGGCCGUGCUCAAAAAGAAGAAGCCCGGACGUGUGCCGGAGAAUGAGAUACGGGAAUCAAAGAGUCCAGCGCCAACCGCAUCAUCAUCGAUUACACAGAACAACACGCAUGUGAAUCACAACAAUAAACUGAACAACAGCAAUGCCAAUGCCGAUCUUUUGGGUCUCAGCACGCCGCCCGCCAACAACAUCAACAACAUGAGCAUGAACAACACCAACAACAUGAACAUGAAUAUGAACAACACCAACAAUUCCAAUUCGACGCUUAUCGAUGUCCUGGGCGACAUUUAUGGCAGCAACAACAAUGCCGCCGUUUACAACACUAAGAAGUUUCUAUUCAAAAACAAUGGUGUACUUUUCGAGAACGAGAUGCUUCAAAUUGGCGUCAAGUCUGAAUUCCGACAGAAUCUGGGACGUCUUGGUCUUUUCUACGGCAACAAGACGCAAGUGCCGCUCACG